CCAGUGUGAUAUAAUAUGCCAUCCCCAACAAACACAACAUUCACUACCUCACAACUGCUUCAACAAUGGCUGUCAAAGUCCCUCUUUCUUCUUCCCUUACCAUCAAAUUUCCUCUCCAACAAAGCCCAUCUUCCUUCUUCUCUCCUCUUCCAUGCCCCUUCUCGUUGCCAAAGCCGAGGCCAAUGCCUUCUCGCUUCAAGCUUCUUGCAAAUUUAGGUGGUGGAGAUGCAGAAAUCAAGAAGGGGGCGAAGAAAAAGUUUAUAACUAAAGAAGAAGAGCCAGAGCAGUAUUGGCAGACAGCAGGAGAGAGGGAAGGGGAGAAUCCUAUGAAGACUCCUCUUCCUUAUAUCAUCAUCUUCGGCAUGUCGACUCCAUUCGUGAUCUUAGCCAUAGCUUUUGCUAAUGGCUGGGUUAAGGUACCUGUGAGAUGAAUCUGAACAAACUCAUUGUGCAACUGCAAAUGCCAAGGGAAUAACACCAUGACAGUAACCUGAGAUCUUCUACAGUCCACAAAACCCACUGUUUAUGCCUGGCUUUGAGUUGUAAUGUUAUUCCAGAAGCUAAUACAGAGAAUAGUAACUCGGUUCAUUUUCACUGUUUUAAAUGUUUGGAUUCUUUUCCCCUCCAUUUCAAUACAAUAAUUUGUUGUUGGUAUC
Messenger RNA from Benincasa hispida (wax gourd), 656 nucleotides. RefSeq lists its product as uncharacterized. Gene Ontology annotation, cellular component: chloroplast. The record is from RefSeq and is a predicted model, not a curated record. Lineage: Eukaryota; Viridiplantae; Streptophyta; Magnoliopsida; Cucurbitales; Cucurbitaceae.